This is a messenger RNA of Hypoxylon fragiforme, 2416 nucleotides long. Its product is annotated as fungal-specific transcription factor domain-containing protein. NCBI's taxonomy places the organism in Eukaryota, Fungi, Ascomycota, Sordariomycetes, Xylariales, Hypoxylaceae. The transcript has 5 exons. The coding region runs from base 1 to 2007 and encodes 668 amino acids. Gene Ontology annotation, cellular component: nucleus. Gene Ontology annotation, molecular function: zinc ion binding; DNA-binding transcription factor activity, RNA polymerase II-specific; DNA binding. Gene Ontology annotation, biological process: regulation of DNA-templated transcription; DNA-templated transcription. The record is from RefSeq and is a predicted model, not a curated record.
AUGUCCUUCUUCUAUAACCUAAACGCCGCAGCUGAUUUCUUGGCGGUCGAAGACGACCAACAAGCGAACGGACCCUCAGUCGAUACCAAUGCUACCCCGACCCUACCAGACACCAACAGAAUUUUAUCAGAAGGAUCCCCUAGAGCAUCAGCUAAACGUCUGGCUUGCAACGCUUGUCGUGACCGCAAAGUCCGAUGCAACAGACAACACCCUAUAUGUGGGAGGUGUGCAAAGCUGGGACACAACUGUGUCUACUCCAGCCCUUCCAAGCAGUCUGUUUCCAAAUUAGACCUUUCUCGACUUUUACUUGUUCUCCAUAAUCGACUCGAACAAGCAGAGGCCCAAAUAGCAUUUAAUGCACCAGCUCCAAAUGUCAACCAACUUUCUUACCCAUGGGGUGCAGUGCCAGCAGCCCAAGACUCCAUUGAGGCGAUCCCUAUUCCGGAACCGGCUCCCUUGCGACCCCUUUCACGGUCCCCGCCGCAAGACCCACAAAAGGCCGGCCGGGGGACUAUGGGGAGUAUAUCAAGUAUCACCAUGUCAGAAAUAGCCAAUGAAUGGUACAAUAACACGAAUGAACAAAGUGACCCGUUUGAGCGGGCUAUUUCGGCCGAAUUCUCAGGGACCCAAUCCGUGAACGAUACUUUUGAUGUUGAUCCUCUCUUUCAAGAAAUCUCACCUCCAUUUAGCGAAGUCUGCAGCGAACCCUCCUCCUCCAAGAUACCGACAUCUCUCUUUCCCCAGUUGCAUGCCAGCUUCUUCGAUAUUUUCUACCCAAUUUUACCAUGUAUCAACCGCGUCCGCUUCCAAGCCGAGCUCGCCCAAUCGCCGAAUUCCACCCACGUUCAGGCGCUCUCCCAUGCUAUUGGAGCUUUGGGUGCAUUAGCUACCCCUGAGCUUGGUUGUGCUCUGGGGCCGUGUUAUAGCCAGGCCCGUACCUUACUCGAAAGGUGCGAGAGGCAGGAAAACAGCACUAGUCUUCUUAAUAUCGACACCCUACAAGCAUACGUACUGCUCAGUUUCUACGAAUUCCAGCAACCGAACUUUGCCAGGGCAUGGAUAACACUGGGGCGGGCCAUCCAGCUCGCUAAACUGAUGUUCCUGGACAGGAACAAUCAACCCACUAUCCCUACAGAUGCAAACCUAGGCUUCCCAUCCCCGCCACCCCCCGAUCCUGCUGAGACGGAAGAGAGACGUCGCACUUUUUGGGUGCUUUAUAUACUAGACGCAUUUGCGGCGAUGAAAAUGAAGACGAACCCGGUCUUUGAUGGACGACAGAUCUCCGUGCCGCUUCCAUGCCCUGACGAUCUCUCAAUUAUAACCGAGACUAGCAGCAUGCCGGCACUUCAGCAAGUUUGCGAGGCUGACGAUGCUCAAUUAUCAUCUUUUGCAGGUGUUAUCAUCAUAGUGUCUAUUUAUCAGCGCUGUUUUGAUCAUAGCCAGGCCUGGCUUCAGCAGCCGUCGUAUGCUUUCUGGGAUGCCCAUUAUGCUAUCGACAGGUUGAUUAUCCUCUGUCGAGAUAGCUUAUUAGCAAGCCAUAUAAGCACACAUAAUCAGGAGACUAGUGAUGUCCUGGCCUUACUACUUCGUAUGAGCAUAGGUGCCCUAGAAAUAAAGCUACAUGAAGUAGCAUGGGCUAAGAUAGAAAAGGAGAAGCUUCCGUCGAUCCUUACCACGGAGGCCAUAUCCAGGUGUCAGGCUGCCACCACGUAUAUCCUCGGGGCUAUACAGGUCGGCCAGCAGUUGAAGGGCAGCGCGUCCGAAACUUUUCGCCGCGCGAGUGUUUUCUACGCUAAGACUAUUACGAAGGCGAUAGAAUCCUGUGUGUGGAUGAUAGACCAUCCAGAAAACAAAGUUACUACGCACAUUAACGUUAUGCGUAUCCUGUCAGAUUCUCUAAGGGAGCUUGUCGACCCUAGACAUCUCCGCCUAGGAUUUUUAGAGCAAGUUGAGGCGAAAAUAGCCGAUGCUAAGAGAUCGAAGAAAAAAGCGUUUCUCUACCAUUAAAGCAGUUUCUAGAAUGGAGGCGAGGUUGAUGUAGGAUAGAUAGAUAAUGGCUUAUAAUGAGGCAUACUUACUACGUAGUAGGUAGCUGUUUAUGUGUACUAGCAGGUACUAGAUACCUAGGCGGGUUGGAUGUUCCAGUAGCUGGAAGAGAGAGAGAAAGAGAUAUCAUCGCGUUUGCAUUGAGCGGCGCGUGGUUUAUUGCUUCGAGUUUUUUGACGUUUAUGAUGAGUUAUGAAGUUUAUGGUAUUGUGAGACGGCGAUGCUGGGCCGAGCCACCGCGUGAAUAGUAAGCAGUCUUUCAGAAGAGACCUACCUACCUGCAUAAUACCCAGUAUCUAGGAGCAAAAUAACCCACAGGCCGCAUAUGGGCGUCCCGACAGUUUUCCGUCCCCGAGCUAGCUUCCUUGGU